AUGAAUGCUGGAGACAAUAAUUACAAUAAUACCGAAAGUAACACCAAUGGUGGACUGAAGAAGAAAAGAGUCUGUAAGGCUUGUGACUCUUGUCGUAUCAAGAAGACUAAGUGUAAUGGAAUGAAACCUUGUAUGAGAUGUAUUGCCAAUAAUAAGAUCUGUACUUAUACUGAACGUCGUCGUUCAAAAGAUAAAAGUUAUCCAGCUGGUUAUGUUGAAUUGCUAGAGACAAGAUUAGAUAUAUUGACAAGAUCUUUGAAAAAAUUAUUUGAAUUGAGUGAAUCUGGUCAAGAUAUUUCAUUCUUAAGAUCUGAAACUACUGGUGAAUUGAGUAUUAAUAAGUUGAUUAAUAAAUUGGUUGAUAAAGAAGAUUUAUUUCAAAAUCAGCCUGUUGAAUGGGAACAUGGUACUUCAUUGGCUACGAAUUUUGAAAAUGACGAAGAUUAUCUUAGAUCUGCUUCUGCUGAGUUUGCUGAACAUUCAAGACAAAUCAUAAAUAAUUCAAAUGAUCACAAGAUUGGUAAGAAAGGUAGAGGGAGAUACAAGAGAUCAUCAAAAGUUAAAAGAGCUUCAAGUUUGACCAAGCAUUUGAAUAGUCCAAUUGAAGAAGAGGAUCAAUUCUCUGAACAUGAAUCAAACAUUUAUUCAUCUGCAAGUUCAUUGAAAUCCCCAACUGAAGUGAAAUCUGAAUAUUCAAAUGGUAUUGAAAAACUAGGUUUCAAUAUAGAUCUUGGUCCAUUCAACUCUGGUUCUGCAUUAGCUACUGCUGCCUUGAUGAAAAAUGAUCUAGGUAGUCAUGGUAGUUUACAAUUAUCAGAUUUUGAAAGUGAUGAAGUUGAUGAAGAUACUGGAUACAAUUCAGCAUUUAGUAAUUUCAGUCCAUCUGAUAAUUAUCAAUAUCAAUUCCCAUCAUUUGAUAGCGGUAGUAGUGGUGAGAUUUCACCAAAGGAUAUCAACAAUUCAAUAUCAAGUGUGACUUCUUUAGACAAUUUAAAUCAUUUUGCAUCAUCAUCUCAUUCACCAUUCAAUGAUUUAUCAUCUAAUUCACAUAGAAGACAAGCAUCAUUACCAAACCCUACAUUAGUUUCACAAAUCCAUACAAGUAAUUCAAAUUCAAGAAUGAAAUCAUCAUCUCCGAAAAUGGAUGCUGCAAAGACAAAUGAAAUGAUUAAUCAAGCAAUAAAGACUCGUCAAUCAUUUACUGAACAACCAGAUUUUAUGAGAUUCAAUGAGACUUCAAAUGCAAGUAAUGUCGUUAAUAAUGAGUUUGGAUUCAAUAGUAUUAAUAUUGAACCUUCAAGAAUAUCAUCAAGUAAUGGGUUUGAUGAUUUAUUCAUGAACAAUAAUAAUAAUCCCGUACCGUACAAUGUGUGA
Messenger RNA from Hansenula anomala, 1374 nucleotides. Its product is annotated as Zn(II)2Cys6 transcription factor domain-containing protein. Lineage: Eukaryota; Fungi; Ascomycota; Saccharomycetes; Phaffomycetales; Wickerhamomycetaceae. The record is from RefSeq and is a predicted model, not a curated record. The coding region runs from base 1 to 1374 and encodes 457 amino acids. Gene Ontology annotation, biological process: regulation of DNA-templated transcription. Gene Ontology annotation, molecular function: DNA-binding transcription factor activity, RNA polymerase II-specific; zinc ion binding. The transcript has a single exon.